This is a messenger RNA of Nyctereutes procyonoides (raccoon dog), 1470 nucleotides long. RefSeq names its product double PHD fingers 3 (gene DPF3). Gene Ontology annotation, cellular component: nucleus. The record is from RefSeq and is a predicted model, not a curated record. NCBI's taxonomy places the organism in Eukaryota, Metazoa, Chordata, Mammalia, Carnivora, Canidae. The transcript is spliced from 11 exons. Bases 1 to 1137 code for a protein of 378 amino acids.
AUGGCGACUGUCAUUCACAACCCCCUGAAAGCGCUUGGGGACCAGUUCUACAAGGAAGCCAUCGAGCACUGCCGGAGCUAUAACUCGCGGCUCUGCGCAGAACGCAGCGUGCGCCUCCCCUUCCUGGACUCGCAGACUGGGGUGGCUCAGAACAACUGCUACAUCUGGAUGGAGAAGAGGCACCGCGGUCCAGGCCUCGCCCCGGGUCAGCUCUACACAUACCCUGCCCGCUGCUGGCGUAAGAAGAGAAGAUUGCACCCGCCUGAGGAUCCAAAGCUUCGGCUGCUGGAAAUAAAACCUGAAGUGGAGCUUCCCCUGAAGAAGGAUGGCUUUACCUCAGAAAGCACCACCCUGGAAGCCUUGCUCCGUGGUGAGGGUGUUGAGAAGAAGGUGGAUGCCAGAGAGGAGGAAAGCAUGCAGGAAAUACAGAGGGUUUUGGAAAAUGAUGAAAAUGUAGAAGAAGGAAAUGAAGAAGAAGAUUUAGAAGAGGAUAUCCCCAAGCGCAAGAAUAGGACCAGAGGACGGGCCCGUGGUUCGGCAGGUGGUAGGAGGAGGCACGACGCUGCCUCUCAGGAAGACCAUGACAAACCUUACGUCUGUGACAUCUGCGGCAAGCGCUACAAGAACCGGCCAGGACUUAGCUACCACUACGCUCACACUCACCUGGCCAGUGAGGAGGGGGAUGAGGCUCAAGACCAGGAGACCCGCUCCCCGCCUAACCACAGAAAUGAGAACCACAGACCCCAGAAAGGACCGGAUGGGACUGUCAUUCCCAACAACUACUGUGACUUCUGCCUGGGGGGCUCUAACAUGAACAAGAAGAGUGGGCGGCCUGAAGAGCUGGUGUCCUGUGCAGACUGUGGACGCUCUGGUCACCCAACCUGCCUGCAGUUCACUCUGAAUAUGACGGAGGCUGUCAAGACCUACAAGUGGCAGUGCAUAGAAUGCAAAUCCUGCAUCCUUUGUGGAACCUCAGAGAAUGACGACCAGCUACUCUUCUGUGAUGACUGUGACCGUGGCUAUCACAUGUACUGUUUAAAUCCUCCAGUGGCUGAGCCCCCAGAAGGAAGCUGGAGCUGCCACCUGUGCUGGGAACUGCUCAAAGAAAAAGCCUCAGCCUUCGGCUGCCAAGCCUAGGGCCCCGGGUCACAGACUGUGACCUGCUGCUGGAGAGGCUGAGGCAGAGCCCACUUCACACCGGAUCAAGUCCCCACACCCAUCUAUCCAGACAGACCGACUGUAAGGAACACCUGUGGUCAUGGAGGGCACGGACAUGUGGAACCGAGAGGGUGAGGUGUCUGCUUACCCCCUACAUGCAGGUUCCAGUACUUCUGUCAGCCCCUCCUUGCUUCCACCAGAAGGAUCUUUCACGUUUGAAGAACACCCCUGGCCCCGGCCCUGUGGAACCCCCUCACAUUUACCCCGGCCCUGGUUCCCAUUUUAAGGGAAGCUGUUUUGUGACCACCGAUC